This is a messenger RNA of Linum trigynum, 2008 nucleotides long. The record is from the annotation of a GenBank genome assembly. Lineage: Eukaryota; Viridiplantae; Streptophyta; Magnoliopsida; Malpighiales; Linaceae.
CGCAAUCAGAAAAUUGCCAAACGUACUAACUCCUCCAAAUCAGUUGUACCAAAAUCUCCCCUGCCUCCAAAUGCCCCUAAGGGCGGUUAACAAAUCAAAACAUGCAGCAAUUCCAACCCAUGUUGGGACUUGCCAUUCAGAACCAACUUGGUGUUAUUUCCGUCCAUAACCCUAACAUCAUAUUGAACUCUAACUUCAAACUUGCAGCUCCAAAUUGACUUGUCGAUCUUCAAAUCCAGAACAAACAUCCUUGAUGAUCGAAAAAUCCUAACCACCACCCAAGGACAACAACCAAAUUAUGCAAAACACUAAACGAGACAAAAGCUAGCUGCAACUUCAAAGCGCACAAAAGCUAAUGAAUUGUGAUAAUAAUAAUAAAAAUUCACAAUUCCAUCCAAAUUGUCAGAAUAACCGCACAUUCCCAAGGUCGCUGCUUUCUUCAAACUUUGGGACAACUAAUAUUGUGAUAUUAAUCACAAUUUAUGUUCGAGGCAAACCAAUGAACGAGUUUGCCAGUCAAUUUGCGAUGCAGUCAAUAGCUUCUACUGGAAACUCAAAGCUAGGAGAAACCAAAAAACUCCACCGCGAACCAAAAUUGGUGAACACCUGAAGCGAUUCCUCCGCCAACCCAAAUCGAAAACUAUCUCCUGAUACAAUGGAAGUCGUGUCGAUCUCCACCAAUUAUUUUGACUCAAUCCGUCAACUAGCAACGCGAUCCUAACAUCCGCGUAGACUGUUCAAAUAACCCAAAAUCAACCGCGGCUCUGAUACCACUUGUCAGAACAGAAGCGUGCAAUCGAUAAUCCAAACCAACACGAACGAACACAAAUUUAACGUGGUUCGCUAACACAAUGUGUGCUAGUUAAUCCACGUGCAGGGGAGAACAAAUUUCACUGAUUUGAGGAGAGUACAGGUAACAAACCCAAUUCCGAAAUGGACAAACCAAACAAACUAACCCGAAUGACCUUACUACAGACUAGGGUGAUGAAGAGUAUUUAAAGAACUCUUCUCCUAAUCCCAAACAGAAAACCAAAUACCUUUUCCCAAAUAUACAAGGAAAAAGGCCAAACCCAAACCCAAACAGAAUAGGCCCAAAACACAAAACAAACCCAAAUCAAACUCAAGUCAUAUUCUAAUAGCAUCCCUCUGCGGUUCGCGGUUACCUUUCCCAUAGCAACCGUUUCAAUUCACAUAGCAUGGUAGUAGUUAGGGGGAAGCGACACCCGAGUGAUCCUUCUCACAAAGAGCUUUCAAAACCAUUUACCUUUGCCUAUUUUAUUUUAAUUAGCAAACUUUUCAACCAAAACUUUGUUGCUAGAUAAUGAUUCAAAUGACUGAAGUAGGGGUACACGGACCAGCCCGGGUUGAUAUUUAAACAUACUUAUCCUGUAAUGCACCCGGCUAAGGUUUAUACUUGGGCCUUAGGAAGGAAUUUUUUGUGGUAUUCGGGACGAGUCAUGUUUUUGGCGCCGUUGCUGGGGAACAACGGUAUGUUAUCUUGAAAAAGUUGUUUGGUGUUAAUCUAGCUUUUAAUAUCCAGUUUUGAAAGUGUGAGCUUUGCAUGUGCUAGACUUGGUGUGUUUUCCGAUUGUGUGUAGGUGGGGCAUGACCCGGAGUAACUCCGCACCUUUGCUACCACUUGACGAGGACAUAAACCGAACUCUUCGGCUUCUAGCAAGGAAGAGAGAGCUAGCGGAGGCAAUGAGGAGUGAAAUAAGGGGACAACAUUUGGGUCCUGGUGUUAGUGGAGAAGAAGUUGAAGAAGUGGAAGUUGAACUCGUUGUUGUAGUAGAAAUGGCGUGGAACCAAAGACAAGAUGGAGCCUCCCAAGCUUGUCAGCUGAACGAUGCGGCAGAGGAAGAGGAAGCCCCGAGGAUGAUGGGAUACUAUAUUGCCACAAGGCCGGCGGACAUUUAAUCGCCAAUCCUACAUCCUCCGGUGGCGGCAAACAAUUUCGAGAUCAAGCCGGCUCUAGUGACUAUGAUACAAAGAAAUUCUUUAUUCCAUG